GAAGCGUCAGUGUUGAACUAAAAGGUCCACAUGUUUUAUACGAUAAAUAAUGAAUCCCGAUUCACAUCGCUUUGUCUCAACGCGGCCGGUCGACAGGUCGAUCCUCAGUGCUAAGAUAUAAAGGAACGUCAAUAUAUGUAUAUCAUUGUUUACCAUCAUAGAUAGCCGUUGUUGGCUGUGGGUCUUACCUGUAUCAUAACGACUCAAACUUCUGCUACACUGGUGUUUCGAAUCGGCGGCACCAAACUGGUGCACCGCGUGAUGGCCCGACAAACGUAAAUAAGUGUCAUCGAAGCUACCAUUUCGAAAGCUCGUUAGCAAAUCAUUGACAAGCUUUCUUCCAGCCACUUUCGCGUCUCCAAGUUUAUGAUGACUGACCCGGGCGCGAGCUGCAAUAAAGGCCACCAUCAUCAUCAUCAUCACGCAUAUCAUGACCAUACACUGGAUCAUCCGUCAGAUGUCGAUAGGAUUUACAUGGACUACAACGCCACCACCCCUUGCGAACCUGAGGUGGUCCAGGCCAUCUCUGAUGCGCUUCUGGAGGCCUGGGGGAACCCCAGUAGCGGCUACGCUGCCGGUGUAAAAGCCAGGCAGAUUAUCAACCAGGCCAGAGAGGAUGUGGCCCGCAUGGUGGGCGGGAACGCAGAGGACAUCAUCUUCACCUCGGGAGGAACUGAGGCCAACAACCUGGUGUUCCACACGGCAGUGGAGCACUUCAACAGGAGCUGCAGGGAGGAGGAGCUGUCUGUGGGGGGGAGACGGCCCCUCAACGGGGCCCCAGACAUCCCCCACAUCAUCACCUCCAGCGUGGAGCACGACUCGGUGACCUUGAUCGCCAACCACCUGCAGAAGGAGGGGAGGGCAGAUGUGACGUUUGUGCCCGUCUCCAAGGUGACGGCCCAGGUGGAGGUGGACGCUGUCAUGGCCGCUGUGCGUCCCUCCACCUGCCUCAUCUCCGUCAUGAUGGCCAACAACGAGACGGGGGUCCUGAUGCCAAUCAGAGAGCUUGGUCAGAAGGUACGCGCCCUCGACAAGCAACGGCACCAGUAUCCCAGAAUCCUUCUGCACACAGAUGCAGCCCAGGCUAUAGGAAAGGUGCCUGUGGACGCCCGCGACCUGGAAGUGGAUUACCUCACCAUCGUGGGUCACAAGUUCUACGGCCCCCGGAUUGGAGCCCUGUAUGUGAACGGUCCCGGGAGCUCCGCCCCGCUGUACCCCCUGCUGUUUGGAGGAGGCCAGGAGAGAAACUUCAGACCAGGAACUGAGAACACAGCGAUGAUCGCUGGCCUGGGAAAGGCUGCAGAGCUGGUGAACUCCAACCUGCCUGGAUACCGCAGCCACAUGCUCAGCACCAGACUCCACCUGGAGCAGAGACUCAAGGCUGUGUUUGGGGAGAGCAAGCUCCGUUUCAACAGCCUCUUCCCCGGCUCCGAGUGUCUUCCCAACACGUGUAACAUUUCCAUCCUGGGCCCCGGAUUGGAGGGUAGGAAGGUGUUAUCCAGCUGUAAGAGGCUGCUCGCCAGUGUGGGAGCUGCCUGUCACACAAACAGAGGAGACAGGCCCUCCCACAUCCUGCUGAGUUGUGGCGUUCCUCCAGAGGUGGCGUCCAACGCCGUGCGCCUGAGCGUGGGAAGAAACACGUCGAGGGAGGAGGUGGAGCAGGCGGUGCAGGACCUGAGGGCUGCCGUGACAACGCUGGAGCUGGCCUCCAUGUUGGGAUGACGACUUCACUGUCACACGUGCUGCAGAGAGCAGAUGAGGAGCGCUUGUUUUGUUGGCGGUUACGGGUCUGAUCCAUGGGUUACUGUGCUGGGGUGAGGCUAAUCUCUCAUGCCCAAGUAUCUGCCAGUAUUUCCAAUAGUAAUGGAGCCAUACUGUAUAUAAAGUAGUUACAUACCUAGACAUUGUGUGUGUAUAUAAAGCAAGGUCACAGUGCAGGCCAUCUGCACUUCCAUGAAUACAAUUAUAAGAAAGCAUUUAUCUAACACUUUUUGGAGUUUUCAUGACCUGAAGUGCAUGCCAGGGGUGCACUUUGCACAAUGGAUGUGAGUGAAUCAAUUAUUUAAACAUAAAUAAUUUUAAAUUAAUGACAUUCCUCUGUGAAGGAUGUUGAGAUGUGUACCUCGUGACAGCUGUUCAGGAAAACAUGGUGGAAACACCCGUCAUGACGAGCGCUCGUCACCUGCAUCGUCACGGCCUCUGAAUAACCCAGGACGUGUCACUGAGGACUUUAUACAGAAGGAAACAUGUUGAUCUGAUCUACUGUAAUAAAAUAUGUAGUGGCAUUUCCCUUUUGUUUUACUGUCAUUCAUGUGUUAAAGAGCGACUUGUCUUAAUCCCAGGUGAGUUGUAAUCUCCCGGAUUAUACCUAAUGACCAUUCCCUUUGCCCUUAAGAGAUCAAGAUGAAUAAAAAAAAAAGCUGUUAAUAUAUCUCGCUGGCUGUGAUCCUCAGCGGCUGGCUGCGCCCGUCUCCCGUUACUCUGGUUUCCGUGGCGACUUUGGCCUGGUCAGCGGUGCGUGUGCGAGCGUGCGCUGGGCAGCGGGGAGCACCCGUCUGACUCACUGGCUCUGACCCUCCCCCCAGCCCCCCGGCCCGGCUGCCAGCUGUUCGCCACCACGGUGUCGCUUACCUGCCGGGGAGGAGGUGUG
Osmerus eperlanus (European smelt) is the source of this 2650-nucleotide messenger RNA. It is a transcript of the gene scly, whose product is annotated as selenocysteine lyase. The coding region runs from base 367 to 1722 and encodes 451 amino acids. Lineage: Eukaryota; Metazoa; Chordata; Actinopteri; Osmeriformes; Osmeridae. The transcript is spliced from 13 exons. The record is from RefSeq and is a predicted model, not a curated record.